This is a messenger RNA of Alternaria atra, 1530 nucleotides long. RefSeq lists its product as uncharacterized. The transcript is spliced from 3 exons. NCBI's taxonomy places the organism in Eukaryota, Fungi, Ascomycota, Dothideomycetes, Pleosporales, Pleosporaceae. Gene Ontology annotation, molecular function: alpha-1,6-mannosyltransferase activity. The coding region runs from base 1 to 1530 and encodes 509 amino acids. The record is from RefSeq and is a predicted model, not a curated record. Gene Ontology annotation, biological process: cell wall mannoprotein biosynthetic process; protein N-linked glycosylation. Gene Ontology annotation, cellular component: mannan polymerase complex.
AUGCCUUUUCCAACGGGGCAUAUCCCUCGCAAGGAGGGGGUACCUUUUCAAUCCAACCUCACAAGUACGUUUACCAGCGCAACUAUCGCACAACAUCUCAGCCCGCGCCUCCUUUACGACUACGACCUAAACAAGCAUGUAUCUAACUUUCGUUGCACCUUCAGAUUCCAACCGCGAUCACAGCCUGCGCUCAGACGGCGGAGAACGCUGAUACAGCGCUUGCUGCUUAUCGGUUCGCUGUUCUUUACAGCCCUAUUCUUCUUCUUCCCCGACCUGCGACCGAACCUGGGCUCCGGGCCCCUCAGCUUGAUCACCUCGAACGACGACGCGCAACUCGAGACUGUACGAUACUACGAUUUGAACAACGUGCAAGGAACGGCGAGGGGAUGGGAAAGGGAAGAGCGCAUUCUGUUAUGUGCUCCGUUGCGAGACGCGGCUCCGCAUUUGCCCAUGUUCUUUGGUCAUUUGCAGAACCUGACAUAUCCCCACAACCUCAUCGACUUGGCUUUUCUUGUCGGAGAUUCCAAGGAUAACACCAUCUCACUCUUGACGGAGAAGUUGGAGGAGUUACAGGCCAACCCCGACCCUAAGCAGCAAUUUGGUGAGAUCUCGAUCAUGGAGAAGGACUUUGGACAAAAGGUCAACCAAGAUGUUGAGAGUCGACACGGUUUUGCCGCACAGGCUGGCCGCCGAAAGUCAAUGGCGCAAGCGCGAAACUGGUUGUUGAGCGCUGCUCUAAGACCAACACACAGCUGGGUAUACUGGAGAGAUGUGGAUGUGGAGACUGCUCCAUUCACUAUUUUGGAGGAUCUGAUGCGACACAACAAGGACGUUAUCGUACCUAAUGUCUGGCGACCCCUGCCUGACUGGCUUGGUGGAGAACAGCCAUACGACCUGAACUCCUGGCAAGAAUCUGAGACCGCUCUCGCUCUCGCCGACACACUCGAUGAGGAUGCAGUCAUUGUGGAGGGUUACGCAGAGUACGCUACUUGGCGCCCGCAUUUGGCCUACCUUCGCGAUCCCUACGGUGACCCAGACAUGGAGAUGGAGAUCGACGGUGUUGGUGGUGUCAGUAUUUUAGCCAAAGCCAAGGUCUUCCGUUCUGGUGUCCACUUCCCUGCAUUCAGUUUUGAGAAGCACGCUGAGACAGAGGGAUUCGGCAAGAUGGCCAAGCGCAUGAAGUUCUCCGUUGUCGGCCUACCCCACUACACUAUCUGGCAUCUUUACGAGCCAAGUGUUGACGAUAUUCGACACAUGAAGGAAAUGGAGAAGGAACGCAAAGCGAAGGAAGCCGAAGAAGAGGCGAAGAAGGCAAAGGAGGCCAAGAUCAAGGAUAACUUCGACGAGAAGAAGAGUGAUUGGGAGAAGGAGAAGGCAGCCGUCCAAGAUAUGGUUCAGCAAGCAAAGAACGAAGAGAAGGCAGCAGAUGAGAAGAAGAGGCAACAAGAAGCAGCAGCGAAAGAGGAGUCGAAGAAGGCAGAGAGCAAAGAAGAGAAGCCAGUUGAGAAGAAGGAGGGCGAUCAACCAUAG